Molecule: messenger RNA, 16616 nt
Organism: Stegostoma tigrinum
Lineage: Eukaryota; Metazoa; Chordata; Chondrichthyes; Orectolobiformes; Stegostomatidae
Product: neuron navigator 1-like
Exons: 35
Coding region: 403-6453 (2016 amino acids)
Biological process (GO): neurogenesis; neuron migration; microtubule bundle formation
Cellular component (GO): microtubule cytoskeleton; axon initial segment
Molecular function (GO): ATP hydrolysis activity
Source: RefSeq, a predicted model, not a curated record
CUGCAGUGAAGUGUGCCUUGUUUCUCUCCACUGCUGCAGGAGGGGCUCGAAUCAAGACAUUUCUGGCGACGAUAUUUUGGAAGCGAGAGAAAGUAUUGUGAGAAAUUCUACAUGAAGCAUUGUGCUGAAUUCUUCUAUGGAUGCAGUUGGCGUUUGAAUUGAAAUUGAUUAUUAGUUAUCAGCUUUCCCCUAACAGCGCUCGAUGUGUUUUCACACCGUCUGUUGGCAGAUCAUGGCCACAUAUGAAGCUCAGUGGACGGAGGUUCUGCAUUGACUGCCUACUGCACCAUGUGGAAGCCAGGAGAUUGGCAACCGAAAAUUGAUGGCUGUUAUUAAAAUAAUACCGCAUCAGCUGGUCCAGGACUCAGACUGACAGUUCCGUCUCAAGGAACACUUACAAACAUGCAGUCCAGGAUUCCUGGCCCCACUGCACGGGCAGCAGCAGCAACAAGCAGUAAUACGAAGACUCUUGCAACCAUGAGCAGACAAAGUCAAAGUAUUAACAGUUUGAACAAGCACAACCUCCCAUUGUGUAAAUCUGGGAGUCAGAAAGAUUUAUCUGACCAUCUAACUCAACUUCCAGUUAUGAAUGGGAACAUACAAUUAGGUUCAACCACAAGGCAUCAGCAUGUUUCAACCAAUUCUCAGGCCAAAAAUGUACCACCUAAUAGAAAACAAACCACCGAGGCAUCCUCAAAACAGCCUCUUAGGCAGCUUAAUGCUUCAGUUGCUUCCUCAGUAAAUGAUUUGCAGAAGGUACCUGCCUCAGGAAAUGAAAAAGGCUUAUCCAAUGCAAAUCGACCAGUGGAGGAAGUGAAAUAUCACAGUAAGACUUCGAAAAAUGCUACGCAGAGUAGAGCUGAGACUUGUUUGAACAACGGAGGGCAGGAUAUUUCAUUAGAACUUGGCAACACUGAAUUGUGCAAUACUGAAACAGAGACUGCAGGACCAGCAUACAACAGUCCACGGAUAUCACAGAAGGGAAUUGUUCACUCUCUGAACAAGACGGCAAGCAUGCAGAAGGCAGCAUCAAAAAUCUCAAAUAGAAGUCAAAAAGAAGAGAGGAAAGAUAGUAAUGGAAUCAAUUCCAGAAGAAAAAUUGCUUCUACAAAAGGCUCUCGAAUUGCAGGCUUGACCCACAUGAGGAGCAAAGUUUUGGAUGAUGUACAAAAAGGCGUUGCAACUCUUCCUCCCAGGGGAAAGUGUAAAUCCAGAUUCAGUAUUUCAAAUGAUAAUUUGUUACAUCUGUCGAAUUGUGGAGGUACAGCAGAUAUAGAGAGACCUAAAAGCGCUUCAAGCCAAAGGCAAUGGAAAUCGGAUGUUAGUUGGAAAUCCUACAGUUUCUCCAAUUUACUUUUAGAUGAGAAUGAAGAUGUUUCAGAAUUGUCUGUCUCUUCUGUUUCUUCUCCUAAACGCACAUUUACUGGUGGAAUAAAAACAUCUGUAAACAGCAAUGUUAUUAAACUUCCUUCUCCAACACAAAAUAGUCAUCCUAACACAGCAACGGUGGCUCCUUUCAUGUACAAAGGAGAAAUGAAACGAGACAGUAGCAGUAUUGAAUCAAAGGACCCGGCCAGCCACCCUAAUGCAGAAGACGGCAAUUGGAAAUCCAAAAAAUAUCUUGAUGACAUAGAUCCAGAGACACAGAGGAAAAGAACUGUUCAGAAUAUUGUAGAUCUUCGGCAGAAUCUGGAAGACACCAUGUCUAGUUUAAGGGGAUCCCAGAUAACCCAUAGUGCUUUAGAUUCAACUUUUGACAGUGACAUAAGUGCUGAAGUGAAUGCCAGAAGCCGUGGCACAAGUUCAUCUAAUCGAUCUUCACCAUUAUCCUGGCGGUAUGGCCAAGCGAGUCCACGUCUUCAGGCAGGGGAUGCACCUUCUGUAGGCAGUGGAUGCCAGCCUGGAGGAAAUUCUGGCUGGUUUGUUCGGGGAGACUCCUCUCAUUACUCACACACCAUGCCCAUGCGGAGUUCCAGUAAAUCAUGUAACGUUUCUCACUUGGAUUUGGAGUCUCUGGAUACAGAUGAUGUAGACCUGAAGUCCAUCAGUGCUGACAUGUCUGGCUAUAUGAGUGAUAGCGACUUGCUGGGGAAGACGAUGAAUGAGGAUGACAUUACAACUGGUUGGGAUGAAAGUAGUUCCGUAAGCAGUGGCCUCAGUGACACCUCUGACAACCUUAGUUCUGAAGAUUUAAAUGCAAGCUCAUCCCUCAACUCUUAUCCAACCACACCAGUUGCUUCCAGAAGAAAUUCUGGGAUAGCGCUCCGAACUGAUGCAGAAAAGCGUUCCAUGGUUGAGAGUGGUCUGACCUGGUACAGCAGCUCUGAAAGUAAAGGUCAGAAGAAGUCUGAGGGUGGCUAUGAUGCCAGCAAUCUUAAGAUGGAUCAAAACACAAAGUGGAGACGUAUCCGCACUGAGUCAGCAGAAGAAACAACAAAGGGAGAACUGAAGAAACAGCAAUCCACGGGACAAACCAGUUCACUGAAAAGGGGUGCGGCACCAGUUGGAGUAACUUCUCCAAUAACCAGUUCAGGAGCAGGAUCUUUGAAAGUUGCUGGAAAAAUUGAUUCUUCUAAAGUACAAGACAAAGGAAAAUUAGCUCUCAAAGGAACAACAUUACAAAGAUCCUCAUCUGAUGCUAGCCGAGACAGAGUAGGAGAAACACGCAAACCUCCAUCAGGCAUUUCAAGACCUUCUACUGGUGGAUCUUUUGGCUACAAGAAGCCUACUACAGGCACAGCAACAGUGAUGACAUCCGGUGGAAACACAGCAUCAGCAACAAAAGCUCAGAAAUCAACAGGCAUCCCUGUGAAACCAACAAACUCCAGGAAAACCAGCCUUGAUGUUUCCCAAAACCACGACGGCUUUAUGUCAUCAGGAGCGAGGACAGCUGUGCAAUAUCGUAGCUUGCCACGUCCAGCCAAAUCAAGUUCUGUUAGCAUCACUGGCCGUGGAGGCGUAAAUAGGCCUGUUAGUAGCAACAUUGAUCCAAGCCUCAUUAGCAGCAAGCAUGGAGGCAUUCCGGUUUCUCGACUGAAAGAACCCUCAAAAAUUGGUAUGGGGCGAGCAAAUUCAGUACCAGUGAAUCAAACUGAUCGCGAGAAAGAGAAGGCAAAAGCAAAGGCAGUUGCUUCUGAUUCUGAGUGCACAAUGACGUCAAGUUCUACAAAGACUCCUUCAGCUCCAGAAAGUCACAGUAAGCCGCAAGGAAUGCGGCAGCAAAGUUCCAAAUUCUCAGAGAUAUCUUCUCCAACAGCACAAAGGGUGAUAAGUUCAAAAGGAAUCAGCAAGCCACCUCCAAUAGCCAAUAUUGAUAAAAUCAACUCAAAUAGCUUGGAUUCUGCAACCUCAGGACAUGUCUCUAUGACCAGUAAUGUUGCCAAUGAAACUGUAACCAAAACCCCAGAUGUCCAAGCAACUGGAAUCAGUUUGGCUCCAUGUUUAACACCUAGCCCUGCCCCUGUUCUUAAUGUAAAUUCUAGUACCUUUAGUCAGGGUCUUGGUCUAGUCAGCAAUUUUACAAGCAACAAGGAAGGUCUCAUGUACCCUAAACUUAGUAGCCUGCACACCAGCAUGGAAUCUUUGGAUCUUCCAUUGAGUGUUCCUUGUUCAUUCUCUGCGAGUGGUACGCUUUCAAGGGAGGAGGAUCACAGUGGGCUCACAUGGACUGGGAGUUCUAGAUUCUCACAAAUGGAGAGUGCACAACGUGACAGAAAUACUCUGCCGAAAAAAGGAUUAAGAUAUGGAACAAGUUCGCAACAAGAAGACAAGGAAUGGCUUCAUGCACGUUCUAUUGGAGGUCCUGUAGACUCGGAUAGCCAGUCACUCUCAUCCCCAUCAGCUAUUCCAUUAUCAAACUUGGCAAGUCCCACUGCAGUGUCCCAACUGGGUAGCCCAACUCCAAAAAUGAUGCGCUCAAACAGCAUUCCAACUCACGACUCCUCAUUCGAUUUGUAUGGAAGUUUGCAGAUGGGAAGCACAGUUUCUUUGGCAGAAAGACCAAAAGGAAUGAUCCGCUCUGGAUCGUUUAGGGAUCCAGUGGAUGAAGUUCAUGGCUCAGUGCUUUCACUUUCCUCCACGACAUCAUCUGUUCAUUCCACAAGUGAAGACAAGGCCCAAGGAGAGCAUAUUCGCAAGCUACGUAGGGAACUUGAGUCUUCACAUGACAAGGUUUCUGCACUUACGUCACAACUGUCUACAAAUGCUCAUCUUGUGGCAGCAUUUGAACAAAGUUUGACAAACAUGACAUCUCGUUUACAGAGCCUCGCUUUGACAGCAGAACAGAAGGAUUCGGAGUUAUACGAUCUCAAAGAAACAAUUGACAUGUUGCAUAAAAAGAAUGCAGAAGCACAAGCUGUUAUACAGGGAGCAUUGAACAACCCAGACUUGACACCAAAAGAACUGCGUAUAAAAAGGCAGAAUUCAUCAGACAGUAUCUCCAGUCUCAAUAGCAUUACAAGCCAUUCCAGCAUAGGGAGUGGUAAGGAUGCUGACGCCAAAAAGAAGAAAAAGAAAAGCUGGCUGCGAAGCUCAUUUAAGCAAGCCUUUACCCUCAAAAAGGCACCAAAAUCAGCAUCUUCCUAUUCCGACAUUGAAGAAAUCGCAACACCAGAUUCUUCAGUGCCAUCUUCCCCUAAAGUGCAGCGUGAAGAUGCAGAUUCAUCGGCCCCCAUCAAACCAUCGCAUUCAUCCACUGAAGUCUAUGAUUCCCGUGAGCCUGAGUUGAAGGAAGUAUCGAACCUACGGAACGAGUUGUGGGAUAAGGAAAGGAAACUAACAGAUAUCCGCCUCGAGGCUCUUAGUUCAGCUCACCAGCUGGAGCAGUUACGAGAAGCCAUGCAUAACAUGCAGGUAGAAAUUGAGGCAUUAAAACUGGAGAAUGACCGUCUCAAAGCAGAUACAGGUACUGGGACAUCACAGGCUGUCACAUUAUCGUCUGCCACUUCCUCUCCUCGGCGAUCAUUAGGACUUACCUUAGCUCAUUCAUUCAGUCUCAGUCUUACAGAUUCGGUUGACCAAGAUGUAUCACCAAUGGAUGGGGUAACCAGUUCAUCCCUGAAAGAGGAAAGGAAUGUUCGAAUUGUGGUCCAUCUCACUGAGGAGCAGAUUUGCAACGAAACACAAAAGCAGCAAGAAUUUUUCAUUGGCUCCACCAAAGUAAAUGCAACAACUGACUGGACUAUUUUGGAUGGAGUUAUUUGUCAAGUAUUUAAGGACUACAUUACGAAGGUGGAUCCAGUUUCUUGUCUUGGAUUGAACACAGAUGCCAUCUACAGCUACAGUGUCGAUCAUGUAAAGCGUGUACUUGGAACAGAUGCACCGGACGUGCUUCCCUAUAGAUAUAUGGGGAAAGAUUCCACAUUCUCUGUAACUUUGAAAGGAUUGAAAGAGAAAAGCGUGGACAGCUUGGUUUUUGAAACCCUAAUUCCAAAGCCAAUGAUGCAGCAUUACAUCAGUCUUCUCCUGAAACAUCGAAGGCUUAUUUUGUCAGGGCCCAGUGGGACCGGCAAGUCCUAUCUAUCCAUUCGCUUGGCUGAGUACUUGGUUCAGAGAUCAGGACGGGAGGUCACGGAUGAAAUCAUUGUAACGUUUAAUAUGGAUACGCAUUCGUGCAAGGAUUUGCAGCUGUACCUUUCCAAUCUUGCCAAUCAAAUUGACAGAGAAACCAGCACUGGGAAUGUACCAUUGGUGAUAAUCCUUGAUGAUCUGAGUGAGCCUGGUUCCCUAAGUGAACUUGUCAAUGGAGCUCUCACAUGCAAAUAUCAUAAAUGCCCAUAUGUAAUUGGAACUACUAACCAGCCUGUGAAAACAACACCAAACCAUGGCCUUCACCUCAGUUUCAGGCUGGUGCCAUUUUCAAACAAUGCAGAGCCUGCCAACGGAUUCCUAAGUCGCUAUUUACAACGGAAACUGAUUGAAUCAGAGAAUGUUGCAAACGCAAACAAUAAUGAAAUCCUCAAUAUUCUUAACUGGGUGCCCAAGUUGUGGUACCAUCUCCACACAUUUCUGGAAAUGUACAGUACAUCUGACUUCCUUAUUGGUCCUUGUUUUUUCCUGUCUUCUCCGGUCAAUGUGGCAGAGUUCAGGGAAUGGUUCAUUGACCUAUGGAAUUAUUCCAUUCUCCCCUAUCUUCAGGAAGGAGUUAAUGAUGGCAUCAAGACAUAUGGACGAAAAGCAGUGUGGGAGGAUCCCGCAAAGUGGGUGCAGGAUACUCUACCUUGGUCAACUGCUUCACAAGAUCGCUCAAAGAUCUUCCAUUUGCCUCCACCAAGUACAGGAUCACAAGUUCCAGGUCCUCCACCAGAAAAAAGAAAGAUCAAAGAGACAGCACCAACUUCACUUGAAUCAGACCCACUUAUGACUAUGCUACUGAGGCUCCAGGAAGCAGCCAAUUAUACCCAAAGUUGUGAAGGCGAAAAUAUCAUGGAAUCGUCUUUGCAGUCAACUCAUUGAGAGGAAAACUACAUCAAGGAAUAUGGGAGCCAUCUUGUUUUUAAUCAUGCCACAACUACACUUUGGAUAUUGUAGUCCUGAAACAGAAGUAUAUUCUGUAAUAGAUGUAGUUAGGUAGGGGGCUAAAUUAAUGGAUGGGUAAAAUUGUAGGUAUAAAGCCCAAAAUCAUAUGUAAGUUAACUGUGAUCAUUUAUUGUAAAUCAUAUUACCUAGCCAUCUGGAAAAAAACAUCUAACUAUAUGGACUGUUAAUGCUGUAUUUGUACUUUAUAAUUCAACCUUCAAAAGUGCAUGGCAAUCAUUUAAGCAGAAACAAAUAAGAUUUUAGUGAGCUUUAUUAAGGUUAACUCCUAAUCUACAACUCAAACAAUUAUAGGAGCCAUCGCUGUUCCACUACUGCUGCCAUUUCAGAUGUCACACUGGUGCUGACUGGAGAACCUCUCCACUAAUCUUUACAAUUUAUUGUGCUCAACACCUCAUAAGUUCACACAGCUAAGAUGUGAAUCAUGGUGAAACCACUAAAACAGAAAUUUUGUUGUUUUCCAAGUUCUAAUCUUAUAAUUGUUCAUUUUGCAGUUGAAAUAUCUUUGUGCCCUGAAUUUAAAAGUGAAAUAUUUUAUGAAAUUAGGAUGUGCAUCCAGUUUUAAGGUGGUAACAGUAAUUCUAUCACUCUAUUCUCAGCAAGGUCAAGUACUCCAAGUUACUGGGCACUUAAACGACGCAGUGAAAGUGUUUAGUACUAAAAAUAGUAAAUCUUAUACAACGUACACUGGAUGCAUAAUUAACACAAAGACGAAGGCCAUCCUAUUAGAAGAAAUAUAACUCUUCUGCUUUGAAUUGUACCUGACUCCUAUAUAUGUUUUAGCUUCAAAAAUUUACUGAUCAUCAAGCCGUGCACUGCACAAGAUUGACAACGAAAAAUCAUGCAAUGUAGCUGUGUCCUCUGGUUAAUGCCCUGCUAACUGCAAAAACGACUUCAUAAAGAUAUGGAAACUAUAUAAAUAAACGGUACGAUUAUUGAAGUCCUACUAAAGCAACAUCCCAUUUCACAUCUAACACUAGACAUUUGUCCCGUACAAUGGCAUGAAAGAGGCAGCAGAAUUUAAUCUCACUUUAGGUGAAUUCCUGGCUUCUAAUACUUCCAACACACUUCCUGAGAAUGUUCAAGUGAUUAGUAUUUUCAAAUCUGAUGCAAUGGCAUCAUGAAUAUCACUAGCCUACGUUUACUGCAGGCAACGUAAAGCCGACAGCAAAGAACAUCCAUGACAAUUGACAAUUUUCUAAAGGAAUAGCUUUUAAAUGUGUAACUAUAUCAUGGGGCACUAAACUUAGCUCUUUCAAGAAGCUUUUAACCACAUCCUAAACUUCUCCCGCCUGAUGAAACAACCAUACUCCCUCUCCUUAUUGCAACUGUUCCCAUUUUAACAGAAGGUUGUCAUUGUGCAGAAAUUAUGACUAAUUGUAGGACAUUCAUGCAGAAAUGUUAUAUUGCAAAGUCAUUUAUACAACUUAAUGUAAAAUUCUGAAAGUAUUGCAAUACAUCAAAGAGGUUUGAUCAGGCUGCACCAUAGAAACACUGCUUGUUAAGAAAUUUUAUUUGUGCUGCAUGAUCAACUAAUCUUCAGGAGUAAAGUGGAGAUUAUGAUCGAGAACCUGAGGAAAUUUAGUGUAUUUCAUGUCAGUGGGAUUUUAUUUACAAUCAGCCGUAUUCUCCUACCACUCUGCAUUCCAUAGCUGGAUGUAUGAAUCUUCCAACAUUUCUACCAAGUGUUGUUGCUGGCUGAUUAAGAAAAUAUUAAAGAGUAUUUACUAUAGUGUGGUUAUUUGGAAUGUUUCAUUAAGUUCAAUGAAACACAUUCAGAAAUUUCACACUUCAAGGAUAAAUGUUUCAAGUUCACUUACUUCAACAAAAAGACCUCUUCAAUUUUAAAAAGAAAUCAGAUCUAUUAUAUGUUUAACAAUCAAGAUGAAGCCUUUGCCAUUAAACUGAUAUUCUGCAUGUGAAAAUGUUGCACCCCAUCUCAUUUCAAUUCAUAAUAUCACUGUAACAAGAAAUGUAAGAAAAUUAUCUCAAGCAUUCCGUUACAAUAGGGAAAAUAGAAAAAAAAUAGUAAAUUGGGAAUAGGAAUAAUUUAUUGAAAUGAUUCAUAUUUCAUUUUGACAGACUUAUUUUAAAAUUGAGCAUUUUCUAUUUUUGCACCAAGAUGAAAUCUGCCCCAAGCCAUAAUGAGCCUAAGAUGUCGUCUUCUGUGUUAUUUAGAUUAUGUGACAAUUUGGCAAAAUAUUUAGCAUCCAUUGGCAAAAUUGGUUCCCUCAAGUUUCUGAUUUUUGUGCUGAAUGUAUAAUUUGUUUGGAAGCACUUGCAUUGUAUUUGUCUGACAUUUUAAAAUAUUGCUCUUAAAAGUGUUCCACCAUCAAAACCAUGAUGGCACAUCCUAAUGUGAGCUAGGGGCUAUUUUCAUGAUAAAUUGUUGAUUGUGUCCUGACAAAUAGAUAUUUCAAACAAAGCAUACCAACUUUAUCAUUAGAUUGAGGUGCUGACAUUGAGGUAAUCUUGUUUCCCAUUAUUCAAUUUACAGCUACUGCAAGCUGUGAUGGCUGAAUAUAUGGUACAUUAUCAAAGGAAAGCUUCAGGCUUGGGCUGUUGCUUGGCUCAAAACAAUUCACACUUAAAGUGUGAAAGACUCCAUGGAUUCUAUCUUCUGUCAUUAAUUACUUUCCAGUUUAUCUACAUAGUAAUAAUGUUUGAUUUUCAUUCAUGGAUAAUUUCAUUUGAUAUGAAAUUGAAGCAAAUAUAAAAUAUGAAUAUCAUUGACUGAAAUGUGUGGAAAAUUAAAUAUAUCAACAGUUAAUAGUUUUGUUUUAUCCUAGUUUGGAAAGGAAGUUAGCAUAUUGCUAUUUCAUCUUUCUGCUUAGAUUUUGAUUUCUACUUUUCACAGUCUUUCUCUUUAAGAGUGAUGGAAUAAAAACUUCUUCCCUUUUCAUAAUAUAUUUUUUACAUGUAUGUGAAAUGUUUUAAUAGUCAUAGUGAGUUUUCAUUUGAUAUAACAUCCAUCUUAUGGAGUGGCUCUUAAUUUGACAUGGAUUGCCAAAUUGACAAUUAUAAUGAGUGAAGUCACAAGAUUGGUUAAUGUAGGAAGUAAAGAAGUCCACAGGUUGCUAGCAGUAAGGCAUAAUGCUCUGUGUCUUGCAAAUUGUGCUGUUGUCCUCAUAAUCCUUGCUGCUGAUGCUUAGAACGAAAGCAGGUUCCUUUCAAAAUAACACAGAUUUUCCACUAUGGUUAGAAGAAAAUCAAUCCACUGGAAAGAAAGACAAAACAAAAUUCAAGCAAUGUGUUUCUGCUGGUGAAUAGGCAAUUUGUAUUCUGGCCAUUCUCUUAAGAUUAAAACACACAACUUGUUGUUCGUUGCAUUCUCAUCUGAUAAGUAAAAUCUUAACUCUUUCCAAAUCUGAUGCUCUUUACAUUUAAUUGUACAAAACAUUUUGGAAUUUUCGAAUUAUCCAUUUAUAAUUUUGUUCGGAGCCUGUAGUUUUGCAACUAAGCAAUCUUUCUGUUCUUUCAAAAACUGGGAUCUUCUUAGGUAAAUUCUUUAGCCAACUGAAAGCUGAAACAUUAAACUUUAAUCUAGCAGUGUCAUUUAAGUAAAUCAACUAAGUUGAGAUUUAUUGAGUAGCUCCUCAGAAAUGCAACACCCCCCAUCAGCAACUAGGAAGUAGGCAUGAAAAGAUAAGGCAUUGAAAUCAUGGAACCGUGUGGUUUAUUUUUGUGCUGACGUUUUGCAUGAUUUAAGUUUAAUUUUACUCAUUCUUAUUUACCCCAACUAUUCCUAAAUAUCAUUCCGUGACCUGCCUACAACAUUUGGGUGUGUUGGAAAAUGCAGGUCCAUUCAUUUCUGAAAAAUAAUAUCCGUAAAUGCUAACAUCUUAUAAUUUUAAGUUGGACACAGUUUAAGUUAACAGAAUUUCAAUUAUAAAAAUUUCACUUCAAAAAGUGUUUGGGACCAGUGAGUGGAAAGUAUCUCUACAUUAAUGCCGCAGUGCAGGUAGACUUAAACAAAUUGUUAUAAUGAACCAGGUACUAUAAUGUGUUAUUUAGAGCCUGAAGGUUUCCUUUGAUGUUCUUUAUCAAGAUUUUCUGUAAUUAAAUCAACUGUAUGGUGCUGAAACUACGCCUUAAAGAUUACAAUUUAAUCACCUGUUCCAAUUCUUUUUAUUUGAAUACUCAAGGUUAAUAGUACUGUUUCAAACCAGCUAGAAGUACUGUACACAAAAAUAUUAACCUGAAACCUCUGCAAUGUCUAGUAGUUUUAGAUUAAGAGCAGGUUCACAUUUUGAGUGUACUCUGUGUAUGAAUAAGUACCACAUUUAUACUACUGUUUGUCAGAGCAAAAAAGAUAUUAAAUAUUUAUUUUCUCGUACACAGGUGAGCGUUGGCACAGAGCCAAAAAUUAUCCAACAGCUUCUUUAGUUGGUUUAAAUUUGAAACUAAACAUAUUUUCUGUAAAAAAAAACCCUUAAAUUUGUUUGAUUUCUUUGAAAUAUACUUUGUAAAAAGUGAACGAUGGUUGUAUCUGUGAGGUGUCCUAGUAGCUUCAGUACUAUAUCACUAAACUCUUAAUAGAAAGUUCUGAUUCAAAUCCCACUCUCAAGUUGACAGUAUUGUACAGGCUUCAAUAGAAGAAAGUUUAAUAUGCUGUGUGCAACUUGUAAUGUGGAGGAAGUUGAAAAAACUGCUUUUGCUGGUAAUUCAACCAUGGCCAAGCAUUACCUAUCAAGUUGUAACAUCCAACUCUUAGUGAAUGCGGAGAACUCAUUUUGAAAGGGUGAGGGCAAAAGUUAUAAAACCAAAUGCAAAUUUGGGGUAAGGGAUAACAUCAGUAACUAUAGUUGUGUAACAUCAUUUAGUUUCUUUGACCUGUAAGUUUGUUUUUAAAUUUAAUAAUGAGACCAAAUCAACUCAAAGAUGACAAUAGUUGACUGAUAAUAAUUGUUUUAAUUUUUGGUGUUUUAUUAAUUCACAAGUUUUCACUCAGUAAGAUUGGCCAGGAACACACAUUAGAUUACAUAUUCGGUAGAUCUAUUACAUGAGGUCUUGUAGGGUGUCACUUCAUGUACACAUAAUAUCAUAUCCAUCUCCUUCAGUGCUGCUCUCAAUUCCUCAACCUCAUAUGACAAGCACAUACAAAUAUGAGUCAAAGCACAAAAUUUUCACAUACCAUUCAACCUGGCUGAACACACUGAAAUCUACCCAGUCUUGUGAAUUUCAAUAAAUCAAACUCGUGCCGGAAAGUGGUUAGAUGCUACCCAUGCUGCUUAUCAACCUUAUCUAAUAAUACUGUGUUAUCAGCUCAUACAGGUCUUGCCAUGAAGUGAAAGAAGGAAAUAGCUUUAAGGUUCCUUGCAAUUGGCUAGGAGCAGAUCAGUAAUUCCAGUUUAAAUUUCAGUGGUUUUAUAUAUACUUUGAAUGUGGUGCAAACUUCAAUGAAAAACUUUGUGAAUAUGGUGUGAAAUAAAAUGAGUAAUGGUAUCAUAAUUCAUUGUGCAGCUGGAAUACAAAGAAACCUCACAAUCAGAAUAGAAAAAAGUUUGCGGUUAGGGUUAUUUCAAAGAAUAUCUUUGGAUUCAUAUGGGUAAUAUCCAAUUGUUGGCAGUUGUUUUCACCUAAAAUCAAACAACUGUAAGUUAUAAACCUGGAUGUUUGGUAAUUUUUUUUUGUGGAUGGCAGUGGUUGACUUGAAUGCUGUUUUUUACCCCCUCGUUUUCACAAUGUAAUUAUUUUUAAAAUAUAACUUCGGGGGUUUCCUUCUUGAACCGUUGUUGACUGAAAUGCACUUUACAAAAUUUUUUAAAAAAUCCUUCCUGCAUAUAUGUCAGUUGAUAGAUGGGUGGGAGAUAAGGAUGCAUUCAUGUGAAUCAAGACAAAAUAUAAUCUCUGUUAAUUUGGAAUACAUAGUAAACUAGCAUCUAGGAUUAUGUAGGUAUGGUUGGUUUUGAGUUGUUUUCUGUUCCAAAUGCAAAUGUUAUUUGUGUCUUGUGUAUUGUCCCACUCAAUGGUCACUCAAUCUUGUUUAUUCAGAAAGCCAAGCAGUAAUAUUUAGUUUUGGGCAGUGGUAAAUAAAGGCCCAUAUGGAUUGUCCAUUCAUGAUACACAACACUGAUACUCAGUUUAAUUACAUCUAGUGAAAUCAAAUACCAGAUACUACACAUAUCAGCGGCUGGUCCAAUACUGUUCACUUUCCACCACCAUUCCAGAGAUAGUAAGUAUUUUGGCUGUAUAGUUUUAGACAUGCCGUUGUCAAACCAGCCAUUAAAUAAAUUGCAAACAAAAGUAACCUUGGAGGGAAUUGUACAAUCCUCUUGUCGAAGGGAUUUCUUUCACUCUUUUAAAUCUUGUACAUUUCAGCACUGAGAUCUUAACAUCAUGUUCAAAUAUCUAACCAUAUAAAAUUGACGUGACUUCCACAGGAUAAACACGACCAAAUUCUAAACAAGUAAAGUUGUAGAAUUCUUCUGACUUGUAAUCAGAUUAGUCUGGCUGAAACAAUUUUUAUUUAAUUAUUAAUAAUUAUUUUCUACAGCCUUAAACUUAUAGUUAUAUAAUAGUUAUGGAAUUUAUAACAACAUAGAAGUUAUCAGUUCAUAUAAGACCAUAGUAAAUGAUUAAAAUUAAUUUCUGCAGUUCAGCUAAUUUGCGAUACAAUAAAAUUACCAUGGAAACGUGUUUCUAAUAAAUAUACCUAGUACCUUAAAUAUCCAAUUGACAUUCCUAAUGUUGUACAAGAAAAGGGAGCUUCCUACCUUACCUGGAACAAAAUCAAAAGUUGCUGGAAAAGCUCAGCAGGUCCGACAGCAGUUGUGAAGAUAAAAUCAGAGGUAAGAUUUUGUGUCCGGUAACCUUUCCUCAGAGGGAGGGUCACCAGACCCAAAACAUUAACUUUGUUUUUUUGAUUCACAAAUGCUGCCAAACUUGCUGAGCUUUUCCAGCAACUUCAGCAUCCACAGUUCUUUUGGUCCUUCCCGACCUGGUCUGAUCAACAUAUGAUUUCAGUUCUAAGCUCUUUUCUUUUUAUCUUUGGGUUUAAGCAUAUAGUUUUCUUUUUGUUAUUUGUUGUACUUGAAAUGUUUCCCAAAGCUGUGUAAUACAACUGAUUAUUCUUUCUCUAUUAUUUGUGUCAAUAUACUCUGGUAAGAAAAAAAACACGUUUGAAUUGGUCACUAAGUGGAAAUUCACUCUGAAAUAAUCAAAGUAAGCUGACAAAUUUUAAAAGAUGGCAAAUAUUUACAAAUUGGGUUUCCUAUGGUUGAAUCUGCUGGCAGUACCUUUACAUUUUCUGGUCAAGUAUUUUUUAAAAAAUACUAUUCAGCAAAAAGUUGCAGAAUGCAAACUUAUCUAACAAAGUAAGUUUAGUUGAAUCAGUUAAACUUUGAGAAUAUUCCACAAGUUAAUUUUGAACCUUAUUCAUGUGAAACAUAUCUGCACCAGUUUAUAAUAUUUGUUGCUACAGCAACAUGGAACUUCUUAUAAAAGCAAAAAAAAGGUAAAAUGCAGAUUAAGUGUUCACCAUUGUGCCACCGUUUUCAAUUAUAUAAACAUAUAUUUGGUGCUUGUUUCUUCAUGUAAAUAUACACUGCAGCAACCAAAAAUUGAAAUGUUUAAUCUUGGUCAACUGUGUAAAUAUGCAGUAUGGAAAAACUCAUUGACAAUGGUCUGUUGUUGCCCUAAAAUGUUGUACAUGAAUAACUUGCAUUUUUGGUGUUUAAAAGAAGAAUUCUUCUCUCACAGCUGUUUCUUUUUAAUGCAGAUGACCUUGUGUUAAUGAUAACAAGUGAAACAAGGUCAUGGCAAUUGAUAGAGAUGAAUAUCAAGACCCUUUACAUGCAAGUAACUUCAUUAUUUUUCUUAACUGAUACCUUCCAAUACCAGAAGGUAUCUGUGAUAUUUAGACAGUGUGCUUGAUAGAUGCACUAUAAAUAAUUUAUGUGAGCAGUUGUGGACCAGCGGGUGUUCCUUUGUGCUUAUGUAUAAGAAGACAAUUGAGCAAACUUUUAAAGAAAGCUGAAAACAUAUAAACAGUAACUAUCUGUUAAGCAUGAUAGUAUGUUAUGGCAUCGUAAUAUUUUGCUAUUUAAUUUUUUUUCAAAUGUUAUUCAAUGUAACUAGAAAUGUUAUUAAUGAAGUUAAACUCUUAAUUUCACUUGUGUUACUUUUAUAAUUCAAAUGGUUCUUUAUACAAAUGUAGAGGUGAACAGUUACUCUGAAUUUAUUAUCAGAGUGUUUGCACAGUUACUGGUUAGGUAAUUAAAAAGAAAACUGCCUUUUACAGUAUAGAAUUUUUUACAGGUUUCUCUUGUGUCAUGUUUUUGGAGUUGUAGGAUAUAUUUGAAGAGGUUUUUUCUGUACGUAUAGAGUUUGGACUACCACUUUCAAUCAAGCCUAUGUGAUGUGCUUCUAAUGGUUAUUUCUGAUAGUGUGUGUGGAUUAAUGUGCUAAACAGAAGCAAUGAUUUAUUGUGAGAGGCUAGGCAACAAUUUCUAUUGGCAUUUUAAAGAUCCACUCCACAAAGAUGAUUGGAAACCUGUUUUAUUAGAUUGCUAAUAAAGCUUCCUUUUGAUAAACCCUUAGAAUUUGUCAGUAAAUAUUUAAGGAAUUAAUUAAACUAGUGGAGGCAUUUCCCUUUGGUUUAAUUGUAUCCAAUUGGAUAGCUGAAAUGCUAAUUUUGAUUGGAUGAUUUUGAAUCUGAAUAUACUCGAGUGUUUUCAUCUCUUCUUUGAACAUAUCGGCUGUAAAGUUGAAAGACUUAACGAGGUAUGUGUCAGGCACUAUUCUCUUUCAUCAGAUAUUAGAAGUAUAUUCAGUCAGUGUUAUACUGUUUAAUGCACAACGUCCUUUAUUCUUUAGUCAUACAUAGACUUGGGUGUAAUAUUUAAACAUUAGUAAAAGAGUAUCCAAAACUCUAUGCAAUUUUGCUGUAAUACCUCAGCCUUAAAAUGAUAUAUUACAAUCCAAAAGAAAUUUGAAAUAUUUUAGGACUCAAAUUAUCAACAAAUAUGAUCAUAUUUUAAUAGCUUUCAAAUCCUAUGAUGACCAAAUAGAAAGGAACAAAAACAGAAUUGGCUGGAAAAGCUCAGCAGGUCUGGCAGCAUCCGUAAAGAAUAUAUCAGAGUUAAUGUUUUGGGUCCGGUCAACAGGACCUCAGAAUGGGUCACCAGACCCAAAACAAGAACUCUGUUUUGGUAGCAUCUGUGAAGGAAAAAACAGAGUUAAUGUUUUGAAUCUGGUGAUCCGUUCUGAGGUCCUGUUGAUCAGACCCAAAACACUAACUCUGAUAUUUUCUUUACAGAUGCUAUCAGACCUGCUGAGCUUUUCCAGCCAAUUCUGUUUUUCUUCCUUAUUUACAGCAGCCACAGUUCAUUCAGUUUUUAUUUCCAAAUAGAAAGGAUGUUUUCUUCUCAUUUAGCCAUUUUAACAACUAAAGAUAAUUCAGCUCUAAUUUGACAUUCCACAUGCAUUGAUGUUUACUUUAAAAAUGCAGAAUUAAAGUGUGAUUUUAUUUGUUAAAACAAAUAAAGUGAAAUAAUUUCCACUGGGAGAUCCCUCUAAAAUGUAAACUGAUUUGAUAAUCUGAAUUGGAAGGAUCUAUGUUUCUAUAAUCCCAGAAAUACAUUUUUGUCAGAUCAUGAAAGAACAUGUGGAAGAAUCAGUUUAUACCCAAACAAUGAAAGUGGAGGAGCAUAGCCAAUACAGAUUGCUGAAUGGUCUUGUUUAUAUGCCAUUAAGUUGGAUUGCUAGAAUUUAAAAGCAUUAACAUUACAAUGUUUACUAAACUGUGAAGUCAUAGACUCCCAUGUUAGCAUGUUAUUAUGUUUGCUCUAGGUGCUCUGUUUUCAGUUACUUUUUAUGAACAAGUUUUGCAAAGCAGCUCUUUGUAAACUCGCUUUAUAUUUUGUACAUUAUAAUGUAUACAAUGUAUAUAGGCAAUGUCAGCGACAGCAAUCAUUUAAAAUGUCUGUAGUCUUUCAAAGAAACUAAUGGAGUCUGUGCUUUGUGCCAGAGUAAGUUAUCAACUACCUUUGCUCUUGGCCUAGUACCAACCUGAAGCAUGUUUCUUCGACAACAGAAUUAUCAUCUGUCUAACCUUCUGUCCAUUAAAGUGAUGCUACAUA